Molecule: messenger RNA, 2871 nt
Organism: Letharia columbiana
Lineage: Eukaryota; Fungi; Ascomycota; Lecanoromycetes; Lecanorales; Parmeliaceae
Exons: 2
Coding region: 1-2871 (956 amino acids)
Source: RefSeq, a predicted model, not a curated record
AUGCCACGAGCAGGAAACAAAGCACGAGGUUUAAAUCAGCACAACACCCGCCAUGAGAACGGCGUCGUCGCCCCGGGCAAGAGAAUAGCAAAGCAGAAGUCGAAUGGUCAUCUCAAUGGGAGCGCCGAUGGGACCUCUCAUUCAAAGCCUCUGCCGACUUCACCCUCUUCUGCUGCUCGCACGACAACGCGGCUGCCUGACACAAGGACGAACGAUGAGUCCUCAAAUACACAAGGUGGUUAUCAACACGCGGAAGAGAAGGGGCCAAUAGAGAGUUUGCCCGAGGCUUCAGAGAGACAGUCAAGUGAAAUGAAUUGUACCAACGGCUCCGUCGAGCACGCACAUCGCAAGAUCGAUGUGAAUGCCGCAAAGAAUCCUAUGGUCCACGAUCAUAGCAUAUGGCACCUCGCUCUCACAAUUCUUAGAUCUUGUCCACUUGGCGACACCCUUGCGAUCCUCAUCUUCCUUCUCUCGCUGCCUCCAACAAUGUUGACUGUCACCAAUGCUCUGUUUGCCGUGCUGACCUUCAUCACUCCCACUGGCUCGUCAUCUUUACCAACCAGCUUCGGCGAUAUCUUCCAAGGGUCAGGAGGCACUCCUUCGUUGGCCACAAUCAUUGUGACGGAUGUUUUCGGCUUGUUUCUAUGGUUGGUCAUAUGGGCACCAAUGCAAACGCUUUGCAUCGAAUUGGCACAAGCCGUGGUAGCGACACAGUUAGGGGGCGGCAACGCCAGUAAGAAGAAGGGCUCGGAUCGGACUCUGCUCUGCAUGGGCAUAGUAACAGCUAGUCACAUGGCCCGUCAUCAAUGGAUACCAAAACGACUAUUCGGCUACGACUGGUCCGCUAUCCUAUCUUCCAUACCCUAUGCAUCGAAAAGUCCCACGUUAUUCUCUACGAAUGAUUUCAUACCAACACGUUCGCCAGCUGGCUGGUUUCGUAUUCUGAUUGCGCUUCACGUAUUAAUUCAAGGGUUGGUCCACAUUGCCAGGAGAUGGAUCCAGAAGCGAGAAUACUCUCAGCCAGUCUCUGCCAACAACAAAAUGGACCCGGAGGCAAGAGCGGGCUCCCCAGUCCGUCCCACCGUCAUAGCCUCUGCCGAGCCAAGUACUCAGGGUGUUUCCGUUGCUCCUGAUUCCGUGGCGAAAAUUCCAUCGGCGAGCACAAAAGAAGCACGAGACAAAAUCUCAAGCGGCAAAAAGAAGCGAAAGCAGGGCACCUAUGUCCGAAGUCAGCAACCUCUGUGGGCCGCAUUCGCUCACACUAAGAUUACAAUAUUGCGCGAGUACGAGCAGUCACAUACCCAUUCAGAAGUCUCAGGGGCCAAUGCUAUCGAUACAAGAAACCUUGGGAGUGCUCCAUUUGUUUCCGAGGACGGUUGUGUUUGGAUAUCGGAUGUGCUGCCCACCAGCUUUCGCUUCAACGCAAGCUCCUUCACAAUGCCGAGGUCGGGUGUUCCUGGUCCCGAAAAACUAAUUAUCAACUCCAGUGCUGGCAUUGAUCGUUCGAAACCCCUCUAUGUGCGCAUUAAUGACACUGAUUGGACAUCGACGACAUUCGAGGCGACUGCAACGGACGAGAGCGCAGAUGGCCAGUGGACUGGCGAAGUCUUCGGACUUUCGCCGUCUUCCAGCUACAAGUGCAGCUUCGUCCAGAGCGAGGAUGGUGCGGUAGUCCAUUCUGUAAUAGUCACCACACCACCCUCGCUCCCUGCCGAGAACGAUUCUUACGUAUCGUCAGCCCUCCCUGCCCAUCGACCACACCGCCCAUCGUCGCCUACAAGUCCCACGACGACCUUGAAGAACUCAAUUGCAGCGUUCGAGUCGAGUCUUAGCGAAGCUCAAGCUCGCCAGAAAAGGAGUAAAAAGGAUAAUAAGACAGCGUCUGCGUCCCUCAAGAAAGAUAUCGAAGUUUUCAGUGCUAAAAUUUCCAAACUCGGAGGCGAGGACAAGGCUCAUCUGAAUCGUCACUUGCAGUGGAACCAGCAUACCCGGCAAGCGGAUGAAGCAGUCGCGUCCCUCUCAUGGGAAAUUGAAUCAAUGGGCUGCCUUCCGGAAGAUGAGAUCAGAGUAUCCAAAGAAAGGAAAGCCGGCUGGGACGAGGCAAGGACGCAUCAAACGGCUACGAGAGACGACCUCUUCCGUUGCAAAGAAUCUGCGCAUCAAGUGAAGUCUUCUAUCCAUGCUGAAGCUACUUCGACACAGCAGAAAAAGGAGCGCUUGGUUGCACGAAAGUCCAAACUCAAUGAUCAACACGACAGACUUGAGUCAGCUACCAGCCAGGGUCUCGACGAAAGGCAGCGCAAGAACUCUGAGCAAGCUGCAAAAGAUGUGGAGCGCCUUCAGAUCGAGCACAGGUCCGUCGAUCAAAUGGCGCACUGCCGACAAACCAUACAAGAUAGUCGACAUGUGACUCAGCAAAUCUGGCACCAAGCCCAAACAGUUGAAAGCGCAUUUCAUGAGCAGCAAAUGAUGAGCACUCCGGACGAAGAACGUCCAAUCACACCCGAAGGUGACCUUCCUGGUACCGUACCUCAUCAUAGCGGUGCACCAGCGUUCCGCUUCCCAGCCUUUGGCUCUCCAGAUCCACCCAACGGCAUCCGCAGCCAUUCGGGCUCUUUCCGACACAGCGACAAUCGACCGCGCUCAACUUCCAUGCUUUCCGGCAACAGUGUUUAUGCUGACUUUGAAGACCAAGAUCCAGCACCACCGAUGCCGCCCAGAGCCGUAGAAGUGAUUAGAGAGAGGGGUAGGAAACAGAGUGGAGGCAGUGGCAGUGGUAGUUCUGGUAGUCAGCGUGAUCCAGCGAGUCCGAUCGUGGGUAGUGCUGCACUGCUGAGUCCGGGCAAGAGAAGUCCAGUAUGGAAUCAUUGA